AUGGAUGAAAGGUCAAGAAACGAGGUAUCUCCUCAGCUGUUAGAUUUGAUCCCAAACGAGAGAGAGUGGCAGAUGAACAGAAACGAAGGAAAGUCCUCGGAGGAGAGAAAGCUUGAACUGAGGCUAGGUCCGCCUGGUGAGGAGUGGUCUCUCGGUGGUAAAAUGAAGAACACCAACACAGAAAGAGAAGAAUCUCUUCUCUCUCUUGGGUGCUUCCCUUCUUCGAACAUGUCUCAUGCAAUACUCAGCCCCAACAAUGGGUUCCAAAGCAAGGCCUCUCCGUGGCCCAACUACCACCACCAGGGUAACAACAAAGCUUCUUCACCGUUUCUUCAGUUAACAUCAACCCCACCUGUGAUGGGAAAAGAGGCUUCACAAAACUGUUGCCCUAAGGUGGUAGAGUUGCAGAAUGGUGGUGGUGGUGGUGAUAGCAAAGUGUUCUCUCCCUCUUCUGCAAAUACAGCUGUGUCCCAGCCCAACACAUCUCAGAAAAGAACUGCUCCUGCUCCAGUGGUGGGGUGGCCCCCAAUUCGUUCGUUCAGGAAGAACCUUGCAAGCAGCAGCGCCUCUAAGGCACCUCCUGAGUCACAGCCUGAGCAGCAUAACAAGGUUGCUGGUAAAAAACCUGUUGAUACCUAUGGUAAUAAAGGUUUGUUUGUUAAGAUCAACAUGGAUGGAGUUCCAAUAGGGAGAAAAGUGGACCUCAACGCUUACGACAGCUAUGAAAGUCUCUCUUCUGCAGUGGACGAGCUUUUCAGAGGUCUUCUUGCUGCUCAAAGAGAUUCCUCUGCUGGUGGAGUUCACAGCAAGCAGGAGGAAGAGAAAGCAAUCACGGGCUUAUUGGAUGGAAGUGGAGAGUAUACUCUUGUUUAUGAGGAUAAUGAAGGAGACAGGAUGCUUGUUGGGGAUGUGCCAUGGCACAUGUUUGUAUCAACAGUGAAGAGGCUACGAGUGUUGAAGAGUUCUGAGCUUUCUACUUUUACCCUUGGCGGUAAGCAAGAGAAGAUAUCACUUGACUCAGCAAUGAAAUGA
This is a messenger RNA of Sphenostylis stenocarpa, 1032 nucleotides long. The record is from the annotation of a GenBank genome assembly. NCBI's taxonomy places the organism in Eukaryota, Viridiplantae, Streptophyta, Magnoliopsida, Fabales, Fabaceae.